AUGGGGCUGCUGAAAAUCGGCGUGGCAUUGUCGUGCUCCGUGCUAUUCUGCACCCUUGCUAUGGGGACGGUGAUGAGCGUGUAUUGGCUAACUCCACUCUUCUUCAUACUGGGACUGGCGGUGGAACUAGCGAAAGAUGGGUUUGAAUCGCUAUACGAAUCUCAGGUUCCGUCUCACUUAAAGAGAUACGGGCCGGCUUUGGGGGAACUUGCGAGGAGACUUGGUGCUUUGCUGAACAUACUUGGCGUUAUCAUCUUCUGCAGAGGGGAUUUCAGCUGCUUCCAAGAUGAUAUAGUUAACAAUAGCUUCAACAUGUACUGCGAUUUUCGGGCACUUUUGAGUGCUUCUGCCUGCAUCUUAUUCUUCUUGGUGGUUGUGUGGUACAAGGGAAGGUGGAUCUUUCGGGAUGAUGAAGAAAUUCACGGCGACCGGUGA
Messenger RNA from Salvia splendens (bonfire salvia), 435 nucleotides. RefSeq lists its product as uncharacterized. Bases 1 to 435 code for a protein of 144 amino acids. Lineage: Eukaryota; Viridiplantae; Streptophyta; Magnoliopsida; Lamiales; Lamiaceae. The transcript has a single exon. The record is from RefSeq and is a predicted model, not a curated record.